GUCAGUCUUUGAAUGUAAUGUGUUUCUGAUGUUUCCACUGAUGCUCCUGUUCACAUCCAAACUGUAAAGCAGCAUAAUAAUAAUGAACAGACUGAUUCACAAAUAUAUUUUCAUGUGUUUUCUGAAAGCGAACACAAGACUCAUCUUUGUCAAUCAGACGAUGAACUGGAGAGACGCUCAGAGUUACUGCAGACAGAAUCACAUUGAUCUGGUCAGUGUGAGAAACCAGGAUGAGAAUGAGAAGAUUGAGAAGAUCAUGAAUGACAGUCUGAUAUCUGAAGCUUGGAUCGGUCUGUUCAGAGACUCAUGGCAGUGGUCAGAUCAGAGUGACUCUUCAUUCAGAUACUGGAACACUGGUGAACCUAAUAAUGUUGGAGGUGAUGAAAACUGUACAGCUCUGUGGUUGGGUUUACACAACUACUGCAUCAUGAACAUGUGGCUCUGGGUGAGUGGAGAGACGGUGUGCUAUCAGAACUGGGCUCCAGGGAACGGAACCGAACCAGAAAACUGUAAGCUUGAGAAGAGAAAAGGAGCAGUUCAGUCUGGAGGAGAUCAGCGCUGGAUCAGCCGUCCUGAAACUGACAAACUCAACUUCAUCUGCAGCAGAUAUUAAGAGUGAAGGACAUGUGAAAUGUUUGUG
Carassius carassius (crucian carp) is the source of this 640-nucleotide messenger RNA. RefSeq names its product C-type lectin lectoxin-Thr1. NCBI's taxonomy places the organism in Eukaryota, Metazoa, Chordata, Actinopteri, Cypriniformes, Cyprinidae. The record is from RefSeq and is a predicted model, not a curated record. The transcript is spliced from 2 exons. The coding region runs from base 83 to 613 and encodes 176 amino acids.